Messenger RNA from Setaria italica (foxtail millet), 2150 nucleotides. RefSeq lists its product as uncharacterized. Bases 308 to 1966 code for a protein of 552 amino acids. The transcript is spliced from 15 exons. NCBI's taxonomy places the organism in Eukaryota, Viridiplantae, Streptophyta, Magnoliopsida, Poales, Poaceae. The record is from RefSeq and is a predicted model, not a curated record.
AUUAUUACCCCCUCCCUGCCCGGUAUCGCAUCAGGAUACCGCCCUCCUCUUUCCCGUCGCUCCACCUCGUCUCCAGCGCGGAGUGCGCCGCCGCUCGCCGUGCCUCUAUCUCCCCGCGAGCACUUCAGAGGUGGCGUCUGCUGCAUCUCAUAUCGUCGCCGGGCAAUCGAAGGAGAACGAGGAAAAUUGAAGGAUCUGCACGGGGAGAGGAGAAUCUUUAGGAGGAUCUGCAGGGGAGGAAAAGGAUCUGUAGGCGAAGAGGAAGAGGAGGGCAGCAAAACGACCAGGAGUCAGGAGUGCUGGAAAGAUGUCAGCAAGUAAGGGGAAGAGAGGUGUUUUCUCAAAAAAGAAAAAAAGAACUCGCAGUGAUGGAGAGUCAUCGAUCUCAGAUAUUUGGAGUCAGCUGCAUGAAGACGUUGCAUCAAAUCUUCGUAGAAGUGUUGUCUCACUUGUUUUGAAUGCACGCGGAUUUCGGUUUCCAUUCUCUGGUAUUGCCAUAGAAUGCCAGAACAAUGUCACAAAGUUUGUGACAACUGGAAAGUUGGUUAGUGUUCUUCAGACGUGCGACUAUGAAGAAGAGAUCGAAGUGUACUAUGAAGGAAAUGUUGCCACAGGCUAUCUGGACGAAUAUGAUUCUGACUGUCAACUUGCUGUUGUCAAAGUCUUGUCCCCCCUUAAUGUUUAUUGCAUACAUCUUAAUCCUGGGAUGGAAUCUGUGCCCUGUAAGCAGCUAAUAGCUGUAGGGCGUGUCUAUGACGAAUUCAUAGCAACAAGUGGGGAAAUAUCACGUGGAUCUAAAGAUAGAGAAUUUCUUAUAUUCUCUCGUUCCCCUGAGAAUUCGUUAGGGGCGGCAUUUUUUGAUAUAGAUGGAAAUUUUGUUGGCAUGAACCACUGCUAUUUCUUGCCAAGGAGAAUAUUUCUCGAACGGUCAACAUCAAGGGGGGUAUUUCGCUAUGUUGGCAUGAAUGGUUGGUAUGAGACUAAAAGGGGGGAACUUUACUUCCAUCCUAAAGCAUAUGAUGUUGUUGACAAGGAACAAUUUCAGGAUCUGAAUUCUUUGGGUUAUCCUAUUCCAUCAAGGACUAUGGUCAAUCGUGGCAUGAUUUUGGUUAAUACUUGUGAAGAUCCUUUUGGUGAUUUAUAUCCUAAAGGUGUUUGGGGUGUAUUCAGGAAAAGAGUUUCUUCUGAGAUAUCUCGAAAUGUUGUGGCACUUGCUUCUUUCAAAGGAGAAACAAGGUUUUUUGCAUGCACUGGAGUUUUUAUUGACUAUGAUGAUGAGUAUCCGAAAAUUCUUACUUCAGCAAGCUUGAUUAGAGAUCGUAAUGAUCCAAAUAAGAUCGUUGAGGACCUGAGGAUUGAUGUGUUGCUCCCAAGCAAAAAGUGCAGAGUAAUAGGGACAUUGAAACAUUAUAGUUUACAUUACAAUGUUGCUGUAGUCAGUGUUGAUAAUCACCGUGCUCUUUGUCCUAUGAAUCUUGAGAAGCGUCCUGUGAAUCUUCAUGAUUCUCUGGUAAAUAAUUCUACGGUAGUAGCUGUUGGGCGGAUCUUCCAAUCAGGCACGUUAAUGGCUGCAAGUGGGAAACUAACUCUGGGGUCAAGCUCGCUUGAUUGCAAAGUUCUUUGUUACUCCACAUGUAAAAUCAGUAAGGUGGGGAUUGGAGGGCCCCUUGUUGAUGUUGAUGGUAAUUUUAUUGGCAUGAACUUUCAUGGAAUGUGCUACAAUUGUGAGAAAAUAGGAACCCCGUACAUGGAUUAUGAAGAUCUCUGUAGAAUCCUGGAAUGUUUGAAGACAAAAAAAACUACAGAGUUUAGUUUCGGGGACACUGUCCGUGGAGAUGAGGAACCAAUAAAUGAGUGGCCAGUGCCUGAUCCAUAUUGGUUUGAUCCAAGUGAUGUGGAGGAGGAUGAUAUGAAUGACAAACAAGAAGUCGUAGCUGAUGGCUGCCCUAAAUGCGUGCUCAAGUAGUCUUUGCUCUACUUCACUGGAGCUUGUUCGAGUUGGCAUGUCUUAAGUACUUGUAUUAGUUUGAGCUUGUAUGCUAUGUAAGAUAUAAAUGGUUUAUUGUCUUUUUUUGAUGUACCUACAUUUAAUGUGUGGUUUUUAAGCUUGAGCUAAUACUAAUCUCUCCAUCUGGACCUGUUUACAUGCA